AUGGGACGAAAGGAGUCACAUGUCAUGAUUAACUUGGAUCCAAAAGAUGCCAUCCAGAUUGAAAAAGAGUCGAAACAACCACUCUCCCAUCCUAGGGCAAGGGAUCGAGUAGAAACAAAACGGGUGAUUCUCGAUGAUGGAUCUAUCUUCCCAGAUUCAGAACACUGGUCAAACCUUCCUGAAGGGUUCAGACGGAUUGAAUAUAAUGACGACAUUACUCACGUCAAAGAGGCAGACGAAAAUGUGGAGGAGCCUGAAACUUUGAUCGAGGUUGACGUUCCAGAAAAGGUGAAUCUGGAAUGCGAUUUGGUCAAUGGGGGGUCCGUUCAAAUCCAGAAUAAAAUAGAAGGCGAUGUUCGGAUCAUUACAGCUGAUGGUGAUGUUGUCGUUCAGAAAGUUCGCGGUCAUACCAUCGAGAUCCAAGCCUUUGGACAAGGAAAUUCAAUUGCUGCGACGGAUUUGCUGGAGGCAGAAUCCAUUACCGUGAACCUACCAAAUCCGGGGAGGCUACGAGCAAUGAAAAUUCACGCCAACUCAUUUGAAGCACAAAUUGGAGAAGAUCGAGCCCAAGAAUCAGAGCAACUAACAACCGAGAUUUUUGGCGAUGACGAUACUGGUGCCGUGUGCGAUAUCAGCUCGUUGUAUGUGACUGGGGAAGCAUUAAUCAACCUUAUCUCGUCACAUGAAAAAAGGCAAGCUGUUCGUGUGAAGAGUAAUCAUGGUCACGUAGUGGUAGAGGCAGUGGGAAUACAAUCCUCAGCCAAAAACUAUAUUACAGGAGAAACACUUCCAACUGUUUACAUGGGUGGGGUGAACGGAAGUUGCGAAGUUUUCAUUCGGGGCGAUGCAUCAAAGCAGAACGGCAGUAAAUGGACCUCAUGUCAGGUACAUUUUGAUAGCAUCUCUCCUCAGAGUGUCAGUGUAGUUCAAGCGGAUGUGGGCAAUGUGACGGUAACUGUCGACAGAAAGGUCGAAACCGACCUCCGAAUGCUUGCUUCAUCGAAAGUUUCUGCCGUUGACAUCGACGCACUGGUUGAAGAGGACACUAACGACGGACUUUCCUCUGAUUUGAAAGGAAGGAUUCUUGUUCUUGACAACUCUGUUGCAGCCGGGGUCAGAAAAGCGAUCAACAUUAAAACAAAGGCGUUCACAGAGCGCGAGAUUGACAUAUCUCUUCAGAACUCAGAGUACAUUGACGGUUGGCUUGAAAACAAGAGUGAAGAGCCCGACAGCCGAUUCGAUAGGAAGACUCGCGGCACCGCUGAUGGGUCGGUCGGAAAAAUUCGUCUAGAGGGAGCACAAGAUCAAGCGCUGAGAGGAUUCCAAGACAAGGAACAAGGAACGAACAUUUUUCAGCGGCCACUUCUUCUUGUGACCUCAGCUGCAGAAAUCACGGUAGAGACUCUAAGUUGGUUGGGAAACGUGGCGAGACGAUACGGAUUGAAUGAUAACAGAGACAAAGAAAUGCUUGGUAGAACUGCCACACGUCGGGGUAGAUCUUUUGUGCAUCCGCCAGGGAAGGAGUAG
Molecule: messenger RNA, 1527 nt
Organism: Cylindrotheca closterium
Lineage: Eukaryota; Bacillariophyta; Bacillariophyceae; Bacillariales; Bacillariaceae
Source: the annotation of a GenBank genome assembly